GACCAAAGCAAAUACAAGUUGUCAGAGAAAUAUUUCUACAUUCUACACUAUGUCAACAGGAUUUUACGUUGGUCAAACGCAUAAAGACAGGCGGAAUGGUAUUGGGAUUUAUUCCUAUCGAAAUGGUUACUACAAGUAUGAAGGUCAGUGGAUUGACGGGAAAAAGUGUGGAAAUGGAAAAUUUACUAUGAAGGAUGGAAGCGUCUAUGAAGGUGAUUUCAGCGAUGGAGAGAUAAGCGGAAAAGGCAGAAGAUAUUAUCCUUUGUCGAAAAGUGAAUACAUCGGUCAUUUCCUGCUUGGAGAACGUCAUGGCUACGGGAGGAUGAAUUAUGGAAAUGGAUGUAUCUAUGAAGGGGACUGGUAUUAUAACUCAAAACAUGGACAAGGGAAAUACUUGUCUACAGACGGAAGUAAAUACACUGGUGGUUUCGUUAAUGAUAAACGCAGUGGAGCUGGAUGUUUAUGGACAUCUGGGUUUGUCUAUUGGGGCUACUGGAAAAAUGAUGUCUUCAAUGGUACAGGCACUUUAAAACUCGCAAGCGGAACAAAAUACGAGGGUGAAUUUGUCAAUGGAAAACCUAAUGGACAUGGGAAACUGACACGCCAGACAAUUCUGCUACCCAGUUAUGAAGGAUUAUGGAAGGAUGGUUGGCCUUGUCAAACUGCCCAGUGCAUGCGAUUAUCUAUUGAAGCUGACAAAGACACUGCAGACAAAAUUCAUGCAAAUUUACUUGAAUAUCAGAAUGCACCUGCUAAAGCAGAAGAAGAGAACUACAAGUUGGCUACACUGUCAAGGAUGGAAAUUUCCACGGACGAAUUGAAGACGAAAUGCAGUGUUGAUAUUUGUGUAUACAGUGAAAAUCGUCGAAUUCUUAUUGAAGAAAGUAAUCGUCAACUUGCUCUAUGGGUGGGGAAAAUUUGCAAAGAGAAGCUACAAUGUCGCGUUCCAGUCAAACUACAGAUUCCACUGUCAACUCCAUUAUUAUCAUCCAUGGAAAGGAAUAGCAGCUUCACAAUAGAGACACCUUUUGGAUUCUCAGUUUGUCCAGUUGGUUCAGUUGCCUUGGUUUCUUGUAUCAAUGAAGAAAAGGUUGGUAGCGAAGACGUUUUAUCAUCAUCAUCAUCAUCGAAACCUACAGCUGAUACUGAUAACCUUCAUUUAGAAGACGAGGAGAUGAAGCUGAAAGUCAAGGAUAUUAUCCCUGAAGGCGAUACUGUGGCGACUGAGAAUCAACAUUUACUCAAUGAAAUCUGCAUCUACAGACAAGCGACUAAUCGUGGCUUCGUCUCAUUUUCUCUCACAAAAUCUACAAUGAAUGCCGAGAGUCCUCCUAGUUAUCUAAGUCAAAUGGAACAAGAGUCGUGUAGUAGUAGUGGUACUGUUAAAACGCGGUUUGACGUUUCCACUCAGAAUGACUGUAUUGAUCUGUCAAUUAUCGAAAAAUCAAUUCUACUGAUUGAGGAGUUUGCAAAUUCAUCAACAAGCGGAGAUCAGCUCGUUUUGGUUGUCGAAGAUAUAACGCCUCAAGAUGUGAGUAAUGAUGAAGGCAUCAUCAACUGUGAAGUCGACGCAAUUCCCUGCCAUAUUCUCAAGUGUCCUAAAAGACUUUCACCGCUUUUUAUAAAAUUGCAUUAUAAUACAGAUUUGAGCAGUUUGCAGUAAUUCUAUGGACAUGGCUUGUUG
Molecule: messenger RNA, 1684 nt
Organism: Trichobilharzia szidati
Lineage: Eukaryota; Metazoa; Platyhelminthes; Trematoda; Strigeidida; Schistosomatidae
Source: the annotation of a GenBank genome assembly